AGAUAGAUGUAUAAAAUAAAAGAUAUUGUUGCUGUUUUUUUUUUCUGGGUGGUGAAAUAGCAAAAUAGCAACACCAUUAACAGCAGCAACAAUUGCCGAUGAAAUCGCCAUCGUAAUAGAUAUAGUUUUUCCAGUUCCAGUUUUUAUUACAUAAAAAAAAGAAAUAACAAGAAAAAAAAAUCAACAAACAAAAAAUAUAUGUAUAUAUUAAUAUAGCCAGCGAGAAAAUCUUAUGCAAAUGCGUUUUCAAAAAUAAUUAAGCGGCAGCCUCAAAGAUUUGGCAAGAAAGUCGUUUGCAGUGCCCCUCGACUCUCGGUUUCGCUUGUUGGAUUUGCGCGAAUUUUUCGUCACUCUUGUUGUUAUUGUUGUUGUUGUUGUUUGUUUGGAUCUGAUUUGGAUUUACCCAGCCUCAGUGCAACCUCCAACCUCCAAAAGACACAAGCCAUGUGCCGGCCAUAAACCGCAGACACGCUUCCUAAUUGAAAACAGAGCCAGCCCAAUGGACACGUAGCGAACGGCCAUAAGUGCGAGUGAGAGCGAGAGAGAGUGCGGGAAAGAGAAGGAUAGAGGCCAGAGGGAGAGAGAGAGCGAUAGAGUCGAUCGUGAUUUGGAUUUUCAGUGUGAUAUCGAAAAGAGCGGCCUGAAGGCGAUACUUUUAGCCAAACACAGGACAGGAAAAACAGAAAUACAAGCCAAAAUGUUCACCGCCACAAAAAUGGUUUACAGUUAUAGAUUUUUAUGGCUUUCCGGCGUAUUACUAGGUCCCCUUCUAUUAGCCGCCAUUGCCGUUCAAGGCCAAGAGCCCGCCAGUCCAGUAUUUCAAAAUCACAAGACGAAGGAAUGGACGAAUUUAGACAACAUAACAUUCUCAUUUGAUUGCAAAAGGCGAUCCGUGGGUUUCUAUGCCGAUAUGGAGUACAAUUGCCAGAUAUUUCACAUGUGCGAUGAGGAGGGCAACAGAAUACCGCAUCUGUGCGCCAAUGAGACGAGUUUUAACCAGGAGUACAGAAUCUGUGAUUGGGAUUAUAAUUUCAACUGCACUGAGUCACCAAAAUGGUUCUAUCUAAACGAACUGACUUAUGCCACAGAUCCCCCAGACGAAGACGAUGAGGAUUACUAAACAGUUAAUGCUCCUAAUUAAAUAUUUAUUGUCUCUGCAAAAAAAGAAAAAACAAUCAAAUAAGAAAAAAAAACUGAAAAACUAAUUAAAUUAAAAAUCGUAUGAAAAACGCUGAGUAAUUGUGAGAAAGAAAAUUUAUAAAAUUCCAUGGAAGUGAGAUGAAUUAAUUUAAGCGCCUUGUUGACGAUUUUGUUGAGUUUCGUGUUUUGUACCUUUGUAUUGUAGUCUAAUUGAGUCGAAUGUAGGAGUACGAGAUGAUGUGUAUAUAAUGUAUAUAUAGAGAUGGGUCCCAGUUCCAUUUCCAUUGCAAAAGAAAAUAAAUUUCAAAAAUCCCCACUUACAUACCCAAAAUAAUAAAAAUAUUGAAAUAAAAGAACCCGGAACAACCUCGAAGGGGUACGCCACAUUAUUGUAUAAUUUACAAAUAAUCUAUCAUAUUUGUAAGCAAUCUUAAAUCGAAAUAAAAACAAAAUCCAAUUGCUAGCCUUUAA
Messenger RNA from Drosophila bipectinata, 1611 nucleotides. RefSeq names its product cracked (gene ckd). Gene Ontology annotation, cellular component: extracellular region. NCBI's taxonomy places the organism in Eukaryota, Metazoa, Arthropoda, Insecta, Diptera, Drosophilidae. The record is from RefSeq and is a predicted model, not a curated record. Gene Ontology annotation, molecular function: chitin binding.